Messenger RNA from Rotaria sp. Silwood2, 2619 nucleotides. NCBI's taxonomy places the organism in Eukaryota, Metazoa, Rotifera, Eurotatoria, Philodinida, Philodinidae. The record is from the annotation of a GenBank genome assembly.
AUGCUUAUAAGUACAGGAUGUCAUAUAUAUGAUCAAAUUAAUAAUAAUAAUAAUAUCUUGCAAAUAUUAAAUGAAAAUAAUACUGAUGAAUUUAUUUAUUAUAUUUUCGAACGAUUGAGACGAUUGACAGUUUUACCGGAAAAUAUUUUUUUUCCACUUCCAUCUGAAUUACCUACUAUUAAGAAUUCUUAUUAUGAUUUCUAUCUUAAUAGUACGAUUUAUAAAAUGGAUAAAGCUUGGAUUAAUUAUGUUCGUAUACCAUGGUUCUGUUUUACACCAACACGUCUUAGUGUCAAACCAUUUAAAUUUAUGCGAUCCAAUCGAGUAUUUCGAUAUAUAUCCAAUGCAAGUCAAUCAAUGGCUUUAGUAGAAUUUCGUGAUGAUACCGGAUCAGCAUAUUUAUCAAAGGAACUUGUUCCAUUUUUAAAACAUUAUCUGGAAAAUGGAUUUUGGUUUGGUAAUCGUCAUUAUAUUUAUUUACAUCACGCACAAUCUCAAAUACGACAAAAACAGUUUUACUUUUACUGCGAAAACGAAGGCAAAAUGAAACGUGAAGUACUUGAAGCAUGGAUGGGAAAUUUUGAUGAUGAACAAUUACCAGCAAAGAAUACUGCUCGACGAACCCAGCCAUUUUCUAGCACAGAAGCAACUAUUGAAAUCGAUAAACAAUUCGUUAAUGUUAUUCCUGACUUAAAGACAACCGAUGGAAAAUAUAAUUUUACGGAUGGCGUUGGACAAAUCUCACCAGAAUUAAAUCAAUUGAUUCAUGAAUCAAUUGGUAUUAACGUUGAAAAGGGUGAAUAUGUUUCUAGUGUUCUCCAAAUUCGCUAUGGAGGUUGUAAGGGUACUGUUGCUGUAAAUCCAGUGCUGCAUAGAAAAAAGAAGCAAUUAUUAAUUCGACCAAGCAUGAAUAAAUUUAAAUGUAAACAUCAAGUACUUGAAUUAUGCAAACGUUCACUUAGACGUAAUUUAUGUCUUAAUCGUGAAGUAAUCAAUUUACUUUCAUAUCGUGGCAUAUCCAAUGAACAUCUUCUCGUCUUUCAACUGCGAAAUAUCUUAUGGCUAAUUGCUUCACUUUUUUCCAAUCAAUCAACCUUGUGUGUUCUUCGUGAUAAGAUUCUUCAUGUUUUACCAUGGUUAGAAAUUUCUCGUCAUCCAAAUUUAUCAAACGAACCUUUUUUUCGUCGUCUUCUUGUUACAACAAUCACAAAUAAUCUCUAUCAAAUAGUAACAAGGGCUCAUAUUCGUGUUCCGAAAGCACGUUAUAUGUUUGGCAUUGUUGAUGAAUAUAAAGUACUUAAGGAAGGACAAGUUUUUAUUCAAAUUACUGAUGAAGAUGGAAAUAGAACUAUUUUAGAAGGACCUAUUGCUAUUACGAAAAAUCCAUGUCAUCAUCCUGGCGAUCUACGGGUUUUAGAAGCUGUUAAUAAGAAGUCUCUUUAUCAUUUAUACGAUGUUUUAGUAUUUCCUCAACAAGGUUCACGACCCCACGCAAGUGAAAUAUCUGGAUCGGAUUUGGAUGGGGACGAAUAUACUGUCAUUUGGGAUCCAAUACUCGUACCUACUUCACCUAAUCCAACUCCAUACGAAUAUGAUUCUGGACCAAGUCCAAAGCCUCUUAAUCGUGUUGUAACACGCAAUGAUCGAUUGAAAGUUAUAUUAGAUAUUUGUGAACAAGACAAUUUAGGUCGUUUGAGUAAUAUUCAUCUUGUUCUUGUCGAUAAACUUGGUAUUGAUAGUGAAGAAGCUAUUUUAUUAGCUGCUGGAUUAAGUGACGAAUUAGAUAGCGUAAAAUCAGGUCAACAUCCUUAUACGUCAGAUCAAAUUAAGAAGAUUGUUGACACAGCUGGUACAACUCGACCUGAUUUUAUGCAAACAUCUGAUUAUGAAGUGUAUCAAUCUCAGAAAAUACUCGGAAAAUUAUUUCGAAGUGCUCAUCGUUUAAAUGAUACUUUUAAAAAUGAAAUUUCUAAUGAUAAAAAUGAAAUUAUUCUUGAUCAAACUCUUCUUCACACAGGUUAUGAAGAAUAUAUUGAUUUUGCACAAAAUCUUUAUCAACGAUAUCAACAUGAAAUGCUGGAAAUUAUUGGAUCUUAUGGAUUUUCCAAUGAAAUUGAUCUUUUUUGUUGUAUGGAUUCACGUAAUAUGAGAGCCAACGAAAGAAGUGACAUCCAACAAACAGCACAACAGUUACUGAAAGCUAUUUUUCAAAAUAUUCGAAAGAGCUUUCAUUAUGAUCUUGUGUCAUAUCAUAAAGUCAAAGCCAAAGCAGCUGCUUGUUAUUAUGUAGCAUAUACUGAUAAAAGUGCCAUAGAGAAGCGUAUGCUAAGUUUUCCAUGGUUAUUUGCUGCUCCACUUCUCGUCAAUUAUUCUAUUGCUUUGGAAGAUGAAGAAACAAAUGAUUUUAUAAAAUAUGCGUUCGAUUCAAAUUCAAACUUAUACGAUUGCCUAAAGCAACAAUUGUUUUCUAUAAUAAAUCUACUUCCAAAUGACAAACAAUUUACUUUUAUGGAACUUUUGGAAAAAUCUUUUGAAAAUUCAUGUACUAAAAAUAAUGAACAAAUGAUUAAUUUUGCCGAAACACUUAUUGGAUUAUUGAUUGCAAUUGCAAAAAAAUAA